UGCGGAGGCGCCUUAAGGGAUUGGCACAGGAAGGAAGAGGAUAAAGUGUAUCAUCCCGAUUCGUUGAAAGAAAAAUAGACGGGUCGUGAAAUAAAGUGUGAAUAAGAGAAUUCGCGAACGAAGCACGCGAAAUCGAAUCCAACUAACGGGGUCUCGCAGUUUUUACGAGCGGCAAUCCAAACUUCUAACGUCCAGGGGUCCAAGGUAGCUUCGAUAUUGCGGUAUAUUUAUCCUGUUAUGGACAUGGUGAUCUCGAAUUUGCAACAGCAACGUCAAGUGACGGAGCAGCUGCGUCGUGAAGCCGCUCUCAGGCGGAUCACGGUGAGCAAGGCCGUGGAGGAUAUGAUGAAAUACAUCACUGAACAUGAACAAGAGGACUGUCUGUUGGUGGGCUUCUCGUCGCAGAAGUCCAAUCCCUUUCGUGAGAAAAGCACGUGUGUUGUCCUUUAAACCCACGUGCUUGCAAUGAAGAAGGAUCAUCGCAUGACACGCGAAAACAUUUCAGUUCUUGUUCUCACUUGCGUGUCAAUUCAAUGCAACGACAAGCGUAUUUACUAAUGUAUCUUUUAUUAAGUAGGAUACAAGCAAUUUUCUUAUUAAAUUAUUCUAUGCGUGAACAUAGGACAAGAAAGUAAUGAUAUUUGUGACUAUUUGUUGGGAGAAAUAGCUUUUUGUCCUAAGAUUUGCUAACAUGAGUGUUUUGUGUUUACAAAGUUUCUGAAAUUACUACUGAAAUUUUAUAGAGAAUCUUAUAUGAAUCACAAAAAAGUUUAUAUCUGUCUUUUUUAUAAUUUAUAGCCUCUUUGAAAACAUUACAAUCUUGAGAUAUACUCAGAGAAAACAAUGUAUUUUUAUAUACAUAUAAAAGAGAAUACUAUUCAUAUUUAUAUACCUAUUUAAAUUGUCAGAAUGAUAGUCUGGUUGCCAAAAACAGACUCCAUAUCCAGACUAAUAUUAUUAUUUAUAGAACAUGAUAAAACAUGAUUUGUAAUAAUAAUAAUGAAGCAUUUUGACAAUUAAUCUAAGUAGGAGUAUAUGGAACAUGUGAAGAAAUUGAUACUAGCUUGUAAUUUCUGUGCUUUAGAUGAAUCUUCAUAGCAUAUAUUACACAAAUCAGUCUUAUCUCAAUGCUUUGAUGAAGUGCCUAUAUCAAAGUCCAAGACUGACAACAGUGAAGUAAUGGUUACAGAAUAAAUAUCCUUUUAUUUUUAAGAAAAAUAUAUUUGAUACACAUACAUAUUAUAAUACUUCCUGGACAAACUGUUGAAUAAAGUGUGAAACAUGUAAAACA
Odontomachus brunneus is the source of this 1291-nucleotide messenger RNA. It is a transcript of the gene Ggamma1, whose product is annotated as guanine nucleotide-binding protein subunit gamma-1. Gene Ontology annotation, molecular function: G-protein beta-subunit binding. Gene Ontology annotation, cellular component: heterotrimeric G-protein complex. Bases 238 to 450 code for a protein of 70 amino acids. The record is from RefSeq and is a predicted model, not a curated record. The transcript is spliced from 2 exons. Lineage: Eukaryota; Metazoa; Arthropoda; Insecta; Hymenoptera; Formicidae. Gene Ontology annotation, biological process: G protein-coupled receptor signaling pathway.